Protopterus annectens (West African lungfish) is the source of this 2425-nucleotide messenger RNA. It is a transcript of the gene NOL9, whose product is annotated as nucleolar protein 9. NCBI's taxonomy places the organism in Eukaryota, Metazoa, Chordata, Ceratodontiformes, Protopteridae. Gene Ontology annotation, molecular function: polynucleotide 5'-hydroxyl-kinase activity. The coding region runs from base 203 to 2425 and encodes 740 amino acids. The transcript has 12 exons. Gene Ontology annotation, cellular component: nucleus. Gene Ontology annotation, biological process: cleavage in ITS2 between 5.8S rRNA and LSU-rRNA of tricistronic rRNA transcript (SSU-rRNA, 5.8S rRNA, LSU-rRNA). The record is from RefSeq and is a predicted model, not a curated record.
AACUGAGCUCAGUGCACACAUUUCCGGCUGGCUCAUUUUGAAUGAUGUACACAUUUCCGCGAGUGGGGAAACACAGUUUUAUGUGGAUUCUGGCGUCCACUAGUUUUUAUUUAAAUGGAAAGGCCUUUCUCUUUUAUUUGCGAGCGGAGCGGGUUAGAUUUGGUUGCACUUGCGAGUGGGUGAAACGAGCGGACUCUGGCUGAUGAAGCUAUGCCGAAUUAAAAAGAAAUUAAAAAUGAAAAUCUCAGCUUUAAAUUUUUCCCAAAGUGUCAGUUCAGUGAUGAGAACAAAGAAGCAGAAGAGAAAGAAGCGGUUGUCAGUUUUGAAAACAGAUGCUUCAGAUUCUGUUCUUAGCCCUGACAGUGUAGUGGCCUUACAGUGUUCUUUGCUACAAGCUGGCAGGCCUACCCUUAAGAGACUGAAAAGAAUGCCUAUGGGAAGACUUCUGACUGGACAUGAAAGGUCUGAAAAUGGAAAUAAAGACAAUAGUAAAAAACACAAGCCUGCUGUUGUGAAUGGUUAUGCAAAUGAUGAUCACAAGAAUGAAGACACUAUUAUGACCAAUGGCUUUGUUGGUAGCGAGGAAUCCAAAACAUCUUUGGAAGAACGGGAGAAUUUAGAUAGUGAUCCGGAUGUGGAUUCAAACUCGUGGCAUCCCUACUUGAAGUAUUUAGCACAGAAUGGGAGUGUUACCGGUGACAAUGUGGAAUAUGUGGCUCAGGAUGAGGACACUGAACCAAUACGUGCUUCUUACGUUGCUGCAGUGAAUGCUGGGAAGGGAAGAUGCAUGGUUGUUAUGGCUCCUUCACAGAAACUGACAUUCCGAGGAAAGUGUCAGCUGGCUUGUCUGUAUGGCAGCGUGCAAGUGUUUGGAUUCAGUAUUAACCCUGCGCAACCUCCGUACGAUCUCUUUUCUCCUUCAUCUCACUGCCCAUUGACGAUUGAAGCACUGGCACACAGCAGUCCUGGCAAGACGAAAAAGGAGCUGAGAAUGAGGGGCAAAGCAGUCAUAAAGGAACACCUAUCUCGAGCUGAUCGGCAGUUGCUGUUGAAAGACUUCAAUUCUCGCUAUUCUAUUCUGCUCUUAGAAGAUGUGGAGACUCUGGCAACUAGUUUCAUCUCUGGCUUUCCAGAAUUUAAACAUUUGUUCUCUGUCAGAUUGAAAGAGCGAGAUAAGUCUGGCUUGGAAUUGGACAAGUCUCCUUUGGCCUCAGCAGGUGUCCUUCAGGUUUCUGCUGAUGCUGGGUUGAUUGUAUCUGAGAGUGGUGCACUGGCAGUUGAAGCACUUAUCGAGGCUUGUGUUGAGGAUGAUAAUGGGUGUCCGGUGAUUAUGGUCUGUGGAACAAAGUACAUUGGGAAAUCUACAUUUACCAGAUAUAUUAUCAACUCAUUGCUAAACCACAUUCCGUGUGUGGAGUACCUUGAGUGUGAUGUUGGACAGACAGAGUUCACACCUCCUGGAUGCCUGUCGCUAGUUAAGGUCACAGAGCCCCUUCUUGGUCCUCCCUUCACCCACCAGAAAGUGCCCCACAGAAUGAUGUACUAUGGUGAGGCAUCAUGUGAGCGGGAUCUGCAGCACUACAUUGAGAUCAUAAAGUCUUUAUGGUGCUCUUACAAGAGAGAGGUGCCUUUAGUAAUCAAUACUAUGGGAUGGGUUAAGGGUUUUGGCUUGAAAAUUCUGGUUGACCUGAUUCGACUGUUGUCGCCCACCCAUGUUGUUCAACUUGGUGCGAGAGACCGCCAGGAUAUGCCACAGCUUACCCCAGAGUAUGUUUGUACUGCACCUGGUUGGCAUACAAAAGGCAAGCCACAAGGCAAAGGCAUUUACAUGAAGCAGAACCAAGCAGAAGACUCUGAACAGGAAAGAGACGAACCAGAGGGGGACCUCAGUUUUUAUUCAGAGUCUUCAGGUCACCAACUCUUAAGUGUACUGUCUGAGUUCAGUAAUGCCGGAGAUGCUAAUAAUGCGUCUUGCCACAGCAACAUAUUAAGAGAUAUGGCAACUUUGGGAUACCUGAGUCAGUUGCAGCCACUGGGACCAGGCCACUUACUGCCUUUGCACAGCCUCACACCAUUUCAGGUACCUUUUCAUGCAGUGGCAGUGAGGGCAGUUCACUGCCAUGUUUCACCUACUCACCUGAUGUACACCCUUAAUGCCAGCCUGGUUGGUCUUUGUAGGAUACCUGAUGAUUUUGGAUCUGAGGUUGACAGUGCUGUUUUCCUUUCUCAUAAUCCUGUAUGCGAGUGCUUUGGCAUUGGAAUUGUUCGAGGAAUUGACAUGAAGAGGAAGCUUUAUUACAUUUCAAGUCCCAUUGAUGUGGAAAAGCUCCGGCUGGUAAACUGUUUUUUGGUGGGUAGUGUCUGCAUACCUGCAAUGGUCUUCAAGAACCAGGUGAGUGAAGAUUAUGAAAGAGUAAACAGCUAA